Molecule: messenger RNA, 1417 nt
Organism: Vigna unguiculata (cowpea)
Lineage: Eukaryota; Viridiplantae; Streptophyta; Magnoliopsida; Fabales; Fabaceae
Product: FRIGIDA interacting protein 1
Cellular component (GO): late endosome; lysosomal membrane
Source: RefSeq, a predicted model, not a curated record
AAAGUAUUAGGUAAACACGAGAAUGUUUGAGUCUGUUUGGGCGAGCAGGGGAUCAGAGAACCUCUGUUACUGAACCCUGGAAUCGAACCCUCUCUUCUCUUCUCCUCUGUCAUGGCGACGGACAGAAACGCUUCUCCACCAGCCACAUCGCCGGAGGACAACGCUCUCUUUCUCGAUAUUCUGCACGAGGCUCCCCUUUUUGCUCACCGCAAGCCUGCCAGGGUCAUCGGCAGCGUCUUCUAUUGCAUACUAUUGGCAGGUUAUGCUGCUUUCGCCAUUGGAGCUCAGUGGAUAUUUCUUCCCGUGCAAGGACUCAUCUCUCCCGUGCUCUGUAGUUGUGAUGUUCUUCUUUUGCUGUUGACAGGAAUCUUUCAACAAUACCUGGUUUAUCAAGUACAGAAGAUACGCUUGCAGGGCUACUAUAGUUUCAGCCAGAAGUUGAAAUUUCUUGUGCGCAUACCCUUUUACAUUACAGCCUAUGGAACUGCUGCAAUGCUACUUGUUAUAGUCUGGAAACCUUACACUGGUUCCCUGUCUAUCUCUGUAAUAUUGAGGAUUAUUAUGGUAAUUGAAGCAGUAUCUGCCGGAUGUUUUAUGAGUCUUUACAUUGGUUACAUACACCAGUACAAUUCAUUAAACUCACACCCUGAUGUUCUGAAGUCCUUGUAUUCGCCACUACAACCAUCAAGUUCUCUUGAGGGUCUAAGGUACCAUGAAGGUAGGCUCUCUGAUCAGCAAAUGGCUUUGCUGCAAUAUCAGCGUGAAAAUCUUCAUUUUUUGAGCGAGGAGAUUCUUCGAUUACAAGAGUGUCUGAGCAAAUAUGAAGGAACUGAUGAUCGGAGCACACCACAGGUUGACCUUGCCCACCUUCUAGCAGUACGUGAUCAAGAAUUACGGACACUUUCUGCUGAGAUGAACCAAGUGCAAUCUGAGUUGAGGCUUGCCCGGUCCUUGAUUGCUGAAAGGGAGUCAGAGAUCCAACAUUUUCGCACGACGAACAAUCAGUAUGUUGAAGAGAACGAGAGACUAAGAGCUAUUUUAGGGGAAUGGAGCACCCGAGCUGCCAAGCUUGAGCGGGCACUGGAGGCUGAGCGGAUGUCAACUCUUGAAUUACAAAGGAAACUUUCAACGCUAAGAAGUCAAUACACAUCAGCAGCAGAAGCCACCGAACCUGAACCUUAAUAAUUCACACUUACAGGCAAAUAUGGCACAUAUCCACUCCACGAUUCAGCAUUUAACCUUCUUCCCAGUUUAAAUGAGUACGUAGUAGUCGUCACUACUGUAGAGGGAUUCCAUGUACAUAAAAGUAGUUCCAAAUAGGGUUUUGAAAUGAUGUAAUUUGAUUGUGUUAUUAUGCGCCAUUGUGCUCCAUACUUCUUACAUAUGCCAUGAAAAACCGGGUUGCAUUGAAGGUAAA